GCCUUAGAGAAACACAACAUCGACGCUAUUAGCAUCGGUAAAUUUAGCGCAAUUGGCCUCGCACGGAUUACUGUAGUGUUCGACAACUCAGGGACGUUACGAUACGAGCAGAGUUCCAGCUAAGGAAUUUUCAGGAUCUGAUAAGGGGGUUUCCGACAAUCGCCUCUUUCUCCAUAUUUAUGGGCAUUCGUCGAGUUUUCCUUCUUUGUCGCGGUCAGCAGCGUAAGGACUUAAUUAUUCUCCUCAGCUCGUUUCAGACCAAUUUAAUCAUCGGCUCACGCUACCUGAGAUCGGAUGGAUAAAGUGCGAACGUUGAUUCUGACCAACUUGGUACGCGUUCGAUUCCCACGGACUGACCACUACCUUUUCUAAUGCGACUAUGGUAUAAUUUCCAUGUUUGGUGUUCAGGAGUUUGCAACAGAUCACGCGUACGGAAAGCUUCAAUACGUCGAAUUGAACCCGAUGACAUUUAUUUCUAUCUCGGUAUCGCAUGGAUUGUAAGUACAUUGGAAAUUUACAAUUGGCUGAUGAAGUUUUUCGAAGACCACAAAUACGGUUGAGUCGAUGUGCCCGUUUCAGAAUUGGUGAGAAGAGAAAAAAAAAAAAAAACAACCAGAAAAUUCGAGUUUCAACUCGGCACGUGGAUCGUUUAGUAGAUCAUAAAACUGCGGGCUAUCUUUGUUCGGUCUAAUCGAGUCUAUAUCGGAACAUCUAGAUCACUUCGAAAUAUUCAAUUUCCAACAUAAACAUCAGCAUCUGCAGUUCGGAGAUGUUUCAAACUAAACAACUUGACUCGAAAAUACACAACGUAAUUCGACGUAUAACGGCUCAUCCUGUUUUUCGUUCGACACUUUGAAGAAGUGCAUUUAAAAAUAGAAAGAAACGUAUUAUAUCAGGAGCUUGCCGUGCGAACCUAUUAUAAAAUUAUCGAUCUCAAAUUUAUCUGCAGUCUUCAAAAUCCAACUUCCAACAUCAGUUCGGGAAGUCUAAAUCGUCGAUAACGAAACGAUAGCUCUUUCAACUAUUUGUCUUCGAACUUUGCGUCGAUCAAAAGAAAAGGAUGGCACAAUAAUUAUUGUGCGUAGCUUAUCGCGAGCGAACUUCGAACAUGGGGGAGGACAGGGACAUCUCGGUUUUGAGCGUCAUUACAGUUGACCAAUGUAUAGCGGAAAACUCUGAGGCCCACAGAACUUCAAGGUUCGAUUUAUCGAACCAUAAGGACGAAAAUGCCAAACUGGUUGUACGGAGAGGAGAUCCUUUUUAUAUAACGCUGAUCCUUUCACGUGCUUACAACCCCGAGACGGAUGGAAUAUCGUUAGUUUUCGCUCUCGACGGGGUAGAGAAACCGCUUCAUGGACACGGUACUUUGGCCGCGACGUCGGUUCUUCCCGCAGGAAUUGAGGGUGAAGGUUCGUGGCGUGCGAACAUUGUUUCCGCCAUGGGUAACUCCAUCCGCAUGAAAAUUGUUUCACCGGCCGAUUCGAAGGUCGGUAAAUGGAAAAUGGACAUUGACACUAAAUGGAAAAACAACGGCGCCGUUAGCUUCACAUUGAAGAGUCCGAUUUACGUGAUAUUCAAUCCAUGGUGCGAAUACGACACAGUUUUCCUGGGUGACGAGGACGCUCGACAAGAAUACGUCUUGGCUGACGCUGGUCUGAUGUGGCGGGGAAGUUACAAUCGUCAGCGUCCCGUAAUCUGGAAAUAUUCGCAAUUCGAAAAGGACAUUCUAGACUGCGCGGUCUACCUCAUUACGGAUACCGCGAAGGUCCGAAUAUCCGCUCGGCAAGACCCGGUGACAAUAUCGCGCAGACUUUCCGGGGCGGUGAACUCGCCUGACGACAAUGGAGCGGUGAUGGGCAACUGGUCUGCAGAUUUCGGCGGCGGAACACCACCGACAAAGUGGAUGGGCUCUCAACAGAUCCUUCAAGAAUAUUGGCGGACCAAGAAACCGGUAAAAUAUGGUCAAUGUUGGGUCUUUGCCGGCGUAUUGACUACCGUUUGUCGCGCUCUUGGGAUCCCAUGUCGUCCUGUCACAAAUUACUCGAGUGCUCACGACACCCAGGGCAGUCUGACGGUCGACUACUUCAUCGAUGCUGAGGGCAAGGUCAUGGAGGAAAUGAACAGCGACUCGAUCUGGAACUACCACGUAUGGAACGAAGUCUGGAUGACGAGACCCGACCUAAUGCCCGACUGUGGUGGUUGGCAAGCCAUCGAUGCGACCCCCCAGGAACUUAGCGAAGACGCCUAUCGAUGUGGUCCGGCGUCAGUUGCGGCUGUGAAGAAAGGUGAAGUGAUGCGUCCCUAUGACAACGGAUUCCUCUUUGCAGAGGUCAAUGCGGAUAAGGUGUUCUGGCGAUACAAUGGACCAGUUCAACCUUUGAAACUUAUGCGAAAAGAUGCGUACGGCAUCGGACGGUCCAUCAGUACGAAGGCCGUUGGACGAUGGGAACGAGAGGACAUUACGCACAUGUACAAGUAUCCUGAAAAAUCUGACGAAGAGAGAGCGGUUAUGCUCAAGGCGUUACAGCAGAGCGCAUCGUUGUUCAGUCGUUAUUAUUUGAACGAAGAUUUCAACGAUAUCAAAUUUGACUUCGAGCUCAGAGAUGACAUCAUCAUUGGAGAACCCUUCAGUGUCGUUCUACUGAUGAAGAACAACAGUAGGACGAAGGAGUAUCACGUGUCGGUGAUAAUCCGGGUGGAGGCGGUUCUGUAUACUGGACGUGUUGGAGACGCGGUAAAACGUGCAGAAAUCACACGUACCGUGGAACCUGGUACGACUGAACAAGUUCGCCUUGACGUUAGUUGGGAAGAAUACGGUCCACGUUUGCUCGAUCAAUGUGCGUUCAACAUCGCCUGUCUCGCCACAGUCAAGGACAGCAAUUUUGAAUACUUCGCGCAGGACGAUUUCCGCGUCAGAAAACCUGACAUCAUAAUCCAGGUGAAGGGAGAGUCGAUACUUGGCGAGGAGUUGCAUGCGACAGCCUCGUUCAAAAACCCCUUACCGAUCCCGCUGAAGAAGGGAAGAUUCCUUAUCGAAGGACCCGGACUGGAAGGGAAUAUGAAGUUGAAGUUAUCGGACACGGUUGAGGUCGGCGGAGAAGCGAUUUGUUCGUUUUCAAUGGUUCCAAAACUGGAAGGGCGCGCGACCAUAGCUGCCAAAUUUUAUUCAAAUGAAUUGGAGGACGUUGACGGUUUCGUAAACUUCAUGGUGAAACCGCGAAAGUCAUCUACAAAUGGCAGAUCGUCGAGUGACAUUGUCAACGAAUAAGUUGUCGAUAGGAGAUUUCCCCCUGAACAAGAAAACGCUGCUAUAUCUAACGACAACGAUGUGUGAAAAUCUUUUUACAUUACGAGAAUGGUCAAUGUUCAAUAUAGGUUUGAUGGAUGGCUACUGUGCAUUGUGGUGAAUUACCUACUGUCAGUCCAUCAGAUACCUGAGGUGAACUUGAAAUUUUCAAUUAUGUGACUCAAGAUUGUUACUGUUGAUUUGUAACACCAAAGAAAAGAUCGUUCAAGAAGAUUGCUAUGCCUGACGGUGAUGAAUGAUUGUCACGUUUUUUUGGUCUGACGAACAUUAUUCGAAAGAGGUUGCAUGAAGGGCUGUUGUGAAUCUCUGCUAGUAUUCUACUAUCUUAUUUGAACACGUAACAGUCAAAAUUAGGUUUAAGUUAUACACAGCUAUUGAAGAAAAAAAAAAGAAACAAGUUCAUAAAUGUAACGCUAAGGUUUUUAUUUAUUUGAUUACGAUUAUUUAUAUUUGUACAGUUUUUUUGUUAGAAUAAUUUCAACCUGAUAUUAGGACAUUUGUGCAAAAUCAUUGACAUCAUUGACAACUUAUUUUUAUGGAAAAGGGUAAUGAGAUUUGCUUAGGAUUUCUGAAGAAGCCAAGUUAGGCAAAUUUGUAAUUUACUCAUGACCAAUAAAACAUCACAUGGCCACAA
This is a messenger RNA of Athalia rosae (coleseed sawfly), 3941 nucleotides long. RefSeq names its product annulin (gene Tg). The record is from RefSeq and is a predicted model, not a curated record. Gene Ontology annotation, biological process: peptide cross-linking. Gene Ontology annotation, molecular function: protein-glutamine gamma-glutamyltransferase activity. The transcript has 10 exons. Lineage: Eukaryota; Metazoa; Arthropoda; Insecta; Hymenoptera; Athaliidae. The coding region runs from base 1109 to 3268 and encodes 719 amino acids.